UACCUAGGACUGGUUCAAUUUCUUCCUCCAUUCUACAGCUAUAUGUUGUAUUCCGCAAUGUUACAUCUUACGGUAAACUCGAGCAUAUCAUGGAUGAUUUCCAUGAUUUAUCGAUAUCUGGUCCUUCGAUACGUCAAGGUCGGCACCAAAGUUGUCGUUCUAAUGUGCAUUGCUGGCUAUGCGGUGCCCUUUUCGAUGCUGGUACGUCUCACUGGUGUUAUUUUAUUUCUUUAUUUACGCACAAAAUUGCUUCUUUGCACACUCACUGCUUUCUAUAAGUCUUCCACUUAA
Angiostrongylus costaricensis is the source of this 291-nucleotide messenger RNA. The record is from the annotation of a GenBank genome assembly. NCBI's taxonomy places the organism in Eukaryota, Metazoa, Nematoda, Chromadorea, Rhabditida, Metastrongylidae.